Neofelis nebulosa (Clouded leopard) is the source of this 2866-nucleotide messenger RNA. It is a transcript of the gene GJD2, whose product is annotated as gap junction protein delta 2. The transcript has 2 exons. Gene Ontology annotation, biological process: cell communication. NCBI's taxonomy places the organism in Eukaryota, Metazoa, Chordata, Mammalia, Carnivora, Felidae. Gene Ontology annotation, cellular component: connexin complex. Bases 540 to 1505 code for a protein of 321 amino acids. The record is from RefSeq and is a predicted model, not a curated record.
ACUACUUAAGGGCGGAUUAGAGGCGGCGGCCGCGGAUUCCCGAGCCCGUCAGCCAGCUCCGCGCGCUGCGCCCAGGCCUCGCAGGAGGCAGCACAGUGGCGCCCGGUGCCUGCAGAAGUGCCUGGCGCGGGGGGGUGCUGCCCGGACCUUUCCCUGGCCCCCAACCCAGGGGGUGAGACCUCUCUCGGGCCGCCAAGAGCUCACGGACCUGCACGCUGCCACCCCCGCCCCGCCCCUCUCCCGGGCAUCCGUGGGCUCCAGACCUGAUCCCCGGACGGCGCGGGAGGUUAGUGCCCGCUCUCCCAACCGCGCCAGCUGCCCCAUCAGUCGGGGUGCGCUACGAUUUCUUUCCUCAUUUCCCUCUUUUAAGUGCAAUAAAAGGGAGAGGGGAUUCCUGGAUUUUUUUUUUUUUAAUUUGUUUGCUUCCUUAAUUGGGGGGCAAGCGCUCCCAGUCGGGAGGUGCGGCCCAGGGAGGGGCCAGGAGCGGGAACGUGCCCGGUGCUGCCCAGUCUUUGUCUGCUGCCUCCGGAUGCACAGCGAUGGGGGAAUGGACCAUCUUGGAGAGGCUGCUGGAAGCCGCGGUGCAGCAGCACUCCACUAUGAUCGGGAGGAUCCUGUUGACUGUGGUGGUGAUCUUCCGGAUCCUCAUUGUGGCCAUUGUGGGGGAGACGGUGUACGAUGAUGAGCAGACCAUGUUUGUGUGCAACACCCUGCAGCCCGGCUGUAACCAGGCCUGCUAUGACCGCGCCUUCCCCAUCUCCCACAUUCGUUACUGGGUCUUCCAGAUCAUAAUGGUGUGUACCCCGAGUCUCUGCUUCAUCACCUACUCUGUGCACCAGUCUGCCAAACAGCGAGAACGCCGCUACUCUACUGUCUUCCUAACCCUGGACAGGGAGCCCCCUGAGUCCAUGGGGGGUCCUGGAGGAACUGGGGGUGGAGGCAGUGGUGGUGGCAAACGAGAUGAUAAGAAGUUGCAAAAUGCCAUUGUCAAUGGGGUGCUGCAGAACACAGAGAACACCAGCAAGGAGACAGAGCCAGAUUGUUUAGAGGUUAAGGAGCUGACCCCACACCCAUCAGGGCUGCGCACUGCUGCACGAUCCAAGCUCCGAAGGCAGGAAGGCAUCUCCCGCUUCUACAUUAUCCAAGUGGUGUUCAGAAACGCCCUGGAGAUUGGGUUUCUGGUAGGCCAAUACUUUCUCUAUGGCUUCAGUGUCCCAGGGUUGUACGAGUGUGACCGCUACCCCUGCAUCAAGGAGGUGGAAUGUUAUGUGUCCCGGCCUACUGAGAAGACUGUCUUUUUAGUGUUCAUGUUUGCCGUGAGUGGCAUCUGUGUUGUGCUCAACCUGGCUGAACUCAACCACCUGGGAUGGCGCAAGAUCAAGUUGGCCGUGCGAGGGGCCCAGGCCAAGAGGAAGUCAGUCUAUGAGAUCCGCAACAAGGACCUGCCCCGGGUCAGUGUUCCCAAUUUUGGCAGGACUCAGUCCAGUGACUCUGCCUAUGUGUGAAGGGGCAGCUUCACACAUAGGGCCUGGGGAAUGAAAUCUGCCCCAAGGCAGAUGACUACUCAGAGAGAGUGGCUGUAUCUGCCCUCGCUUGCCAUUGAGCUAUAGGACAAGACUAGUUAAGAGAAGACCCUGCAUCAAUGGGAGAGGAGAGAAAGUAGAGCCAUUACCACAGGUCACACCAUUGGUUCCUACAGAGACCACUGCGCAGAGUGAUGAGAUGGAUGAGUCGGACUUCUUUGGGCCUUUUCGUUGAUGUCCCAGUCUGAUCCUGCCAACAGUGUGCUUGCACAGCUACCAAGUAAGACUUAGCUCCACUGAGCUCAAUAUCCUGGUGAAUGGCAUUAACAAAUACUUCAUCGGUCCAAAAUUUGUGACCUAUCUCAACACGUCUCUUCAUCCUGGGCUGCAGGACAAACAUCCUUGAGGCAUCUUUCGUGUACCUCCCCCAUCAGCAUGCUCCUCUCCUUCAACCCAGGAUAGCAUGCCAGCUUUUUUCUGAAUCUAGCCUUACAGUAGACCUAAUAUGGUUUAUCUGCAAGCUAGAGGGAAUUAUAUGGGGUGCUUUUUGGAGAUUGACCAUGGCAGAGGUUCGCAUUCAAGCCCCAUCUGACAAGCCCUUAGUCAUUAUGAAAACCUUAGGAAUGUCUCUGUAUUUCCAAUUUUCUAAUUCAAACUGCACUGGUGCUGUUUAUUAGGGGCAGGGUUUGGGUGGGAGGGAGGGAAUUGCAAUAUGCAAGUAUAACACUUCUGUGAGAUGGUCGUUGCACUGUUAGGCAUGUGGCUAUGAGCUUUGGGAUACUUCUGCCUUCCGGCUUGUGGACUUUGGCUAGCAUUAAAAAUAUUUUGUUGUUGUUGUUGAUAUCAAGGGUGUCUACUUGAGCCACAGAAUUUCUAACUGGUGUAUUCCAUUCAUUUUCUUAUACUUCAUUUUGCCAUGGUUUGAAUUUACCUGUGUGCUCACACCAGAGACCUUAAUCAGCCCAUGUCAAUCCCAAUUUAUUAUUUUAUCAGUUAUUUUUGAAACACACACUUAAUCACUAGCUUAAGAAACCUGGAAACACUAUUGGCUAACAUGUGUUUACGGAUGUGUAUUUGAGACGUAUACCAAAGGUUCAAAAACCUGUUUCUUUGGACUGUGAAUAUGUUUCCUUCUCUUUGCUCUUAUUUAAGUGCCAUAUUAUACCUUUUACAUCCACUGUGUAUUUAGUUAAAGCACUGGCUGAGAAUAAUAUUUGAAUAAUUGCUUUUAUGAAGCCCCCAAUUUCCUUUGCAUUAUCAUUUAUGAUUUUUGAUUUAGGUAUGGACAUGGUGUAACACACAACUGAGGAUUUGUUUAAAAUAAAGUUCUUGCCUUUUUUUUU